Theobroma umbraticum is the source of this 1542-nucleotide messenger RNA. Lineage: Eukaryota; Viridiplantae; Streptophyta; Magnoliopsida; Malvales; Malvaceae. The record is from RefSeq and is a predicted model, not a curated record.
UUUUUUUGAUCCCUUACGGUUUAAAAAGCACUAUUUGACUAGGAAGAAAAACCAGUGGGGAAGCAGAAGAGGAAGGGGAGACCCAGAUCUGAAAGCUCUUUCCCUCUCUCUUUCUCUCUGUGUUUUGUUGUCUCAUACUCUCUCUUUGCUUUUUUUGAGUAUCUCUCUCUCUCUCUCUCUCUCUCUCUCUCCGAGCACUUAACAAAGUCUUAUCAUUUAAUCAGUCAGUCAGAGAGAUUAUAUAGAUACAUAAGAGUAGAUAGAUAGACAGAUACAUACACUUUGAAAACUCAAAAAAACUCCAACUCUCCCUCAAACUCAACAUCAUUAUAUGAUCUGACCAUUUCUCCAAAAUGCCACGCCCUUUUUUCCACAAGCUUAUUCUCUCCUCUACCCUCCAAGACAAGAAACUGAGGAUCCCUGAUAACUUUGUUAAGAAAUUCAGGGAUGAACUAUCUGUUGCUGCUGCUCUCACUGUUCCUGAUGGUCAUGUUUGGCGUGUAGGAAUAAAGAAAGCUGACAACAAGGUUUGGUUUCAGGAGGGUUGGCAGGAAUUUGUAGAACGUUACUAUAUCCGUGUGGGCUACUUUUUGAUUUUCAGAUAUGAAGGAAAUUCCGCCUUCAGUGUUAGUAUAUUUAAUUUGAUAAACUCUGAAAUAAAUUAUCAGUCUAAUGCCCUCAUCGGUAGCCAAUACAAUCAUGGCAAACAAUAUCCAUUUGAAGAACUUGAAGAUGAUGAAUGCAUCUCUCCAGCACUGCAGAAUUUGUUUGGUGGGACAAAGCUUAACAACUGCAUAAACUGGACUGGUGAAGUCAACCUUCACACAUCAAAGGGUGUUAAUAAUCAACCUAUUCGAGUGAAAUUGCAUUCUUCAGGUGCAGAGCUACCAAAACCAAAAAAGCCUGGGAGGAAAAAGCGGAAGUUUGACCCUAAUGAACAGGAUUCAUCUGUUGGACAUGAAGAUGAAGUGGAAAUGCUUUCGAUUUAUGAAAGUGCUUCAGCCAGAAAGAGAACAGUGACAGCUGAAGAAAGAGAGAGGGCAAUUAAUGCAGCCAAAGCGUUUGAGCCAACUAACCCUUUCUGCAGGGUUGUCUUGCGACCGUCAUAUCUAUACAGGGGAUGUAUUAUGUACUUACCAUCAUGCUUUGCUGAGAAGCAUCUAAGUGGGGUUUCAGGAUUCAUUAAACUUCAGCUUCCCGAUGGAAAACAGUGGCCUGUGCGAUGUCUUUAUAGAGGAGGCAGAGCUAAGUUCAGUCAGGGUUGGUAUGAAUUUACAUUGGAGAAUAAUUUGGGGGAGGGAGAUGUCUGUGUCUUUGAGCUGCUCAGAUCAAGGGAAUUUGUGCUCAAAGUUACUGUAUUUCGUGUCCUUGAAAGCACAGGACUAAUGAACCGACCUCAAUAAAAUGCCUGCUGAGUUAAACCAGCUUGAGUAUAGUGGCCGGUAAUUUCAGGAAUGUCAAAACUAUUAAGUAACUCCUCUUUUUCAGGUGACGUGUAACUGAUCUGGGUCCUUCAUAAGAAAUUUAGAUGCCGUGCCAUUU